AUGGAUUAUCACCGCACGAUCAGAGUAUUUGAUGCGUUCCCUAAAACGGAACCUGUCAAUACCGUGAGGAGCACUAAAGGCUCCUAUUCCACCAUCUUAAUGGGGUUUUUCAUCUUGUUCCUUAUAUGGGUUGAGAUCGGAGGAUACGUGGAUGGAUACAUUGAUCGCCAGUUCAUGUUGGACAGAAACAUCCAGCGUGUUCUCAAUAUCAACCUUGACAUGUUUGUUGCCACCCCUUGCAAUUAUCUGCAUACUAACGUCAAAGACAUCACACAAGAUAGGUUUUUGGCGCAGGAGCAACUGAACUUUGAAGGUGUGAAUUUUUUCAUCCCAGAUUCGUUCCGUGUCAAUGGCGAUGAAUCACAAGGAAGCACGUUGGAUUUGGAUGAAGUAAUGAGAGAGUCAGCUCUAGCUGAGUUUCGAGAGAAGAAAUCUUUUACUCACGGAGAUGCCCCGGCCUGUCAUAUCUUCGGAUCUAUCCCCGUUAACAAGGUCCAUGGAUUCUUUCACAUAACGGGGAAAGGCUAUGGCUACAGAGAUAGAUCAAUAGUACCCAAGGAAGCAUUGAAUUUUACGCAUGUCAUCAGUGAAUUCUCAUUUGGUGAGUUCUACCCAUACAUGAACAAUCCCUUAGAUUUUACCGCAAGAACCACCAAUGAUCACAUUCACACAUUCAAUUAUUAUUUGGACGUAGUCCCUACAGAGUACAAGAAACUGGGAAUCGUGAUUGACACCACCCAGUAUUCCAUGACCGUCACUGAACUUCCUGGUUUGAGCAGGCCACCAGGACUCUUUUUCAACUACCAGUUUGAGCCAAUCAUCUUGUCCAUUGAAGAAAAGAGGAUAUCAUUUGUGCGUUUCCUAGUUCGGUUGGUGACCAUUUGUGGUGGUAUAAUGGUCGUUGCCAAAUGGAUUUUUAGAACGGUUGACAAACUGAUACGAGUAGUGUUUGGCAAUCAGGUUGCCAAUCGUGGGAGGGAGAAGGCCUCCUCGUUGUUGUAA
Komagataella phaffii GS115 is the source of this 1002-nucleotide messenger RNA. RefSeq lists its product as uncharacterized. The transcript has a single exon. The coding region runs from base 1 to 1002 and encodes 333 amino acids. Lineage: Eukaryota; Fungi; Ascomycota; Pichiomycetes; Pichiales; Pichiaceae. The record is from RefSeq and is a predicted model, not a curated record. Gene Ontology annotation, biological process: retrograde vesicle-mediated transport, Golgi to endoplasmic reticulum; endoplasmic reticulum to Golgi vesicle-mediated transport. Gene Ontology annotation, cellular component: endoplasmic reticulum; endoplasmic reticulum membrane; Golgi membrane.